GCCGUCAACACGAACACGUGCCUGGUUGUUGCUUCAAAGCACACCUCGAACAUGGAAUGUAAUGUGCUAGAAUGUUCACCUCCCCUGGCAGGGAACAAGGAUGAAGCAUCUGAUGUGCAUUUGAAAAACCUGGCAACAUAUAUUGCACUAUUGAAGGACUCAAAGGAGAAGGCUGAUGCUGCAUCAGUAUCUAUUAAAAAGAUAACAGGACGUCUUGGAAGUGGGGAACACCAUACUGCCAAGGGUCUCAGUUUCUUGGAAAUGAAGAACCACCUGCUGUUAAGUUAUUUGCUCGAUUUAACGAACAUUAUUUGGAGGAAGGUCAGUGGACAUCGUAUUGCUGGCGAAGCGUCCAUCAAGCGACUUGUGGAAAUCAGAACCGUGCUUGAACGAAUACGGCCCAUUGACCAAAAGCUGAAAUAUCAUAUUGACAAGCUGGUGCGAACUGCAACAGUUGGUGCAAUAAAUGCCGAUGAUCCUCUGCUGUUCAGGCCAAACCCAGACGCUCUACAGGACAACGUCACAGAUGAUGAUGUUGAUGAAGAUGAUGACACCACAAGCAAAGGCACUAAAAAGACAAAAGCAUACGUUCCGCCAAAGUUAGCCCCCGUCCAUUAUGAUGGAGACAUACAGACAGAACAGGAGCUAAUGCUUGAGCGAGCUAAAAGGCGUGCACUGAACACAAGCAUUAUUGAAGAACUGCGUAAAGAAUAUUACGAUGGACCAGAGGAGGUGAAGGAUUCCUACAACUCUCAUAAGGCAAAAGCAAGAAAGCUGAUAGAAGAGAGAACAGAGUAUGAGGAGGACAAUAUGCUACGAUUGACACUUAGCAAGAAAGAAAUGCACAAGACCAAGCAGCUGGAGACUAUGUCUGGACUGAGCGGUCUUGCACGGUUUGGAGACAUUUCCUCAUUGAAUGUGGAUGAUCUUGAGGAGCUGGGGCCGAAGAAGAAAAAGGCUAAACGGGUGUACAAGAAGAAGUGGGGCAAGAAAGGCUUUAAAAAGAAAUGGAAACACUGAUGUACCAAUAAAUCUACAUGACUACACUGUCCAAAAUGUAAUAC
Molecule: messenger RNA, 1064 nt
Organism: Ornithodoros turicata
Lineage: Eukaryota; Metazoa; Arthropoda; Arachnida; Ixodida; Argasidae
Product: neuroguidin-like
Exons: 13
Coding region: 52-1020 (322 amino acids)
Biological process (GO): maturation of SSU-rRNA from tricistronic rRNA transcript (SSU-rRNA, 5.8S rRNA, LSU-rRNA)
Cellular component (GO): small-subunit processome; nucleolus
Source: RefSeq, a predicted model, not a curated record